Molecule: messenger RNA, 2628 nt
Organism: Symbiodinium sp. CCMP2592
Lineage: Eukaryota; Dinophyceae; Suessiales; Symbiodiniaceae
Source: the annotation of a GenBank genome assembly
AUGCUGGUGGAGAUCGUGCCUCCGUUAAAGGGUGGAGAGUGCGGAGGGUCCCUUUUGUGGCAUCAUGACUGCGGCAUGGCCGGUGCAGCAGUGCCUGUCCUGUGCUGCAGCCUCCUCAGGCGGGAUGACCGGAGGAGGCGCAUGGUCGAGGCUCUCCGGGCCGCCAAGCUCACGGGGGAAUUCCUGGAUGCCGUGGAUGGCCGCGAGCUCCAGGCCUCUGCCGCUGCUGUGCCGAUCUACGGCGGAUGGGACUGGUCCAACGACGACUGGGACCAGGAGAUGGAGCCUACUCAGGAGAACCAGCUGCGAGACCGCGGCUGGGCGCAGCCAUCUCUUCCGGUGCCGGUACUCAGGCGCUUGGCUCCUUUCUACAACCGGCCGAUGCGCUGGGGCGAGGUCGCCUGUGCACUGACGCAUCGAAGAGCUUGGCUUCGGGCGCUCGAGAUGGGGCCCGGCCCGACCUUGAUUCUGGAAGACGACGCGCUGCCGGCGGCGCGAGCCGGACCGUUGUUGUCGGAGGUUCUCGGCGAGCUCCCGGAGGAGUGGGACGUUUGCUUCCUCGCGCCCACAGAACUCCUUGGCGGCGACAUGGAAGGCCUGGUCUCGCGCGUGUCGGCGAUGUGCUAUGGGACAAACGCCUACCUCUGCUCCCAACAGGGUGCGGCACGCCUUCUCCGCGCCACGGAGGGAAAGGACAUCAUCCCUGUCGACGAGCUGAUGCCAGCCCUGGCACUUCCGAAUGGCCACCCGCGCCGCGAUGUGGCGGCGCUGCUGGCCGGCGCACCGAGACUCCGACUCUAUCGUCUGAGGCCUGGCACGAACCUCAUCCUACCUGCGAUGCAGAGCUGGGACAGUGACACUGAAGUGUCCCUUCCCAUCACGGCCGAAACCUCCAACGCCCGGCCCGCCUGCGGAAUCUGUGGCGGGAGGCAGGCUGCCGACCAUCCGCCGGGCGAGGCCUGUAUCGUGGUCCGGGGCAUAUCCUCCGACCCACUGCUGGCUGCAAUGCGUCGGAAAGGCUUUUGCACGAUGCCACCAUUGCAUCCUGAGCUGCCGUACCAGGUCUCAAGUGAGGUCGACGCGAUCAGUGCUGCAGUCCGCGCCGGGCGUGCAGAGCAGGCCACGGAGUGGCUGGCGCCCAUCCACGAAGCACGGCUCCGACACGACGUCAAGCUGCCCCUGACUGCUGCUGUAGUGCAGCUUCUGAACUCCGUGAUCCAAGAAUAUGGCUGGCUGUUCCGAGCAUUUGUCGGGGACACCGCGAGGCUCAUCGAACUGGGCGCUAUCGUCGCUUUCCCAGGUGCUCCCCCACAGCCUUGGCAUUCGGACGUGGACUUCGACGACGAAGAGCGUGCUGAAAUCAUACAGGCUUUCGUCGCCCUCCAGGAUAUCUCAGAGACACAUGGGCCGACACAGGUGCUGGUAGGCUCCCACACGCGCAGCUUCCACCGCUCGUGGCCUGAGGCCAGACCGGACCCGGAUGAGCUUGAGAGGGAGUCGUUGACGCUGGAAGCGGGGGCAUUGGCAAUUAUGGCCGGCCAUGCGUACCACAGGGGUGCCGGGAACAUGUCUGCAGUGCCGCGCCGGCUGCUGCACUUUGCAUUUAUGUCCGCAGGUCCGGCUCCCGUUGGCUUCACCUACCACUUGGUAAACGAGUUGGUUCAGUCACCCGUCAUGCUGGAUCAGUUUCCUCUGGAUCUGGGGUUAUCGUGCAGCUUCCCGAAGCUCGAGGGCACCAGCUUUGCCACCAGGAUUCAGAUCCAAUGCACCUCCUCCUUGCCGAUCUUGCGGGAGCCCUGUCGCGCUUCGAGCGUCGAUGCGGAUGGAGACUUGGACCUUAGCCCGGCGCCGUCGGAAACAUCACCUCGCAUUUGCGUGGAGAUGGAGAUCAGGCUGCGCCACCCUGGUGGGACCUGGCAGACGUCAGAUGUCGAAACUUCAACUACACUGCCGGCUGGCCUGAGCCUUUGGGCUUGCGAUGUGCGCUUGGCCGACGUCCUCCUGGCAAGGCCAAAAUUGGCGAAAGGCCGGGUGGUCUUGGACCUGGGCUGUGGCUGUGCCUUGCCCUCGAUCGCCGCGGCUCGCGUCGCCAAGCACGUCUUCGCAGCGGACGCCGAGGACGCGGUGCUCCGAAACGCGGCUGUCAACCUGCGCCGGAAUGGAGCUGGUGCGGUGCUGUUGCGACACUGGCAAGGAGGUAGCCUUUCGGAGUUCAGCUGGCGUCGGAAGGACGUUCGCAAUCUCCGUCGUGUCGCGCUGCUUCUCUGCUCGGACCCGCUUCGCUCGGAGGGUUCGGCAGAGUGCUUCAUGCAGACCCUCCUGACGAUUUCGAGGUGGUUCCGAACGCCUGCGCGGUUUCAGCUUGGCAGAUGCUGGGGAGCCAAGCUGCUCAUGGCUGUAGAGCUCCGGCGUUACUUUUGCAUGGCCACACUGCGGGAAGAAGUUCUGGAGCUGCCCCGCUUCAUCGCGCUUUGCCGACGGAGGGGCUUCUCCUGCAGGCGCCUGGCUGCCGCUUCGUUGCCCACGCAUCUCGCGGUCCCGCGGCCACGCAAUGUGGCGAUCUUCUCUGUUCGGCUGGGCCGCUCUGCCAUCGCACAGAGGAAGCGGAGGAGAAGCAGGAGGGCAUAG